AUGAAUCACAGCCCACCUCCUCCCACUGUGGAUCACAGCCCACCUCCUCCCACUACGGAUCACAGCCCACCUCCUCCCACUGUGGAUCACAGCCCACCUCCUCCCACUGUGGAUCACAGCCCACCUCCUCCCACUAUGAAUCACAGCCCACCUCCUCCCACUAUGAAUCACAGCCCACCUCCUCCCACCUAUUCCCACUAUGAAUCACAGCCCACCUCCUCCCACUGUGGAUCACAGCCCACCUCCUCCCACUACGGAUCACAGCCCACCUCCUCCCACUGUGGAUCACAGCCCACCUCCUCCCACUAUGAAUCACAGCCCACCUCCUCCCACUAUGGAUCACAGCCCACCUCCUCCCACUAUGAAUCACAGCCCACCUCCUCCCACUAUGAAUCACAGCCCACCUCCUCCCACUGUGGAUCACAGCCCACCUCCUCCCACUGUGGAUCACAGCCCACCUCCUCCCACUGUGGAUCACAGCCCACCUCCUCCCACUAUGGAUCACAGCCCACCUCCUCCCACUAUGGAUCACAGCCCACCUCCACCCACUAUGGAUCACAGCCCACUGCCUCCCACUAUGAAUCACAGCCCACUGCUUCCCACUAUGAAUCACAGCCCACCUCCUCCCACUGUGGAUCACAGCCCACCUCCUCCCACUGUGGAUCACAGCCCACCUCCUCCCACUACGGAUCACAGCCCACCUCCUCCCACUAUGAAUCACAGCCCACCUCCUCCCACUAUGGAUCACAGCCCAUCUCCUCCCACUAUGAAUCAAAGCCCACCUCCUCCCACUAUGAAUCACAGCCCACCUCCUCCCACUGUGGAUCACAGCCCACCUCCUCCCACUGUGGAUCACAGCCCACCUCCUCCCACUGUGGAUCACAGCCCACCUCCUCCCACUAUGGAUCACAGCCCACCUCCUCCCACUAUGGAUCACAGCCCACCUCCUCCCACUAUGAAUCACAGCCCACCUCCUCCCACUAUGAAUCACAGCCCACCUCCUCCCACUGUGGAUCACACCCACCUCCUCCCACCUAUUCCCACUAUGAAUCACAGCCCACCUCCUCCCACUGUGGAUCACAGCCCACCUCCUCCCACUACGGAUCACAGCCCACCUCCUCCCACUGUGGAUCACAGCCCACCUCCUCCCACUAUGAAUCACAGCCCACCUCCUCCCACUAUGGAUCACAGCCCACCUCCUCCCACUAUGAAUCACAGCCCACCUCCUCCCACUAUGAAUCACAGCCCACCUCCUCCCACUGUGGAUCACAGCCCACCUCCUCCCACUGUGGAUCACAGCCCACCUCCUCCCACUGUGGAUCACAGCCCACCUCCUCCCACUAUGGAUCACAGCCCACCUCCUCCCACUAUGGAUCACAGCCCACCUCCACCCACUAUGGAUCACAGCCCACUGCCUCCCACUAUGAAUCACAGCCCACUGCUUCCCACUAUGAAUCACAGCCCACCUCCUCCCACUGUGGAUCACAGCCCACCUCCUCCCACUGUGGAUCACAGCCCACCUCCUCCCACUACGGAUCACAGCCCACCUCCUCCCACUAUGAAUCACAGCCCACCUCCUCCCACUAUGGAUCACAGCCCAUCUCCUCCCACUAUGAAUCACAGCCCACCUCCUCCCACUAUGAAUCACAGCCCACCUCCUCCCACUGUGGAUCACAGCCCACCUCCUCCCACUGUGGAUCACAGCCCACCUCCUCCCACUGUGGAUCACAGCCCACCUCCUCCCACUAUGGAUCACAGCCCACCUCCUCCCACUAUGGAUCACAGCCCACCUCCUCCCACUAUGAAUCACAGCCCACCUCCUCCCACUAUGAAUCACAGCCCACCUCCUCCCACUGUGGAUCACAGCCCACCUCCUCCCACUAUGAAUCACAGCCCACCUCCUCCCACUAUGAAUCACAGCCCACCUCCUCCCACCUAUUCCCACUAUGA
Oncorhynchus gorbuscha (pink salmon) is the source of this 1950-nucleotide messenger RNA. RefSeq names its product extensin-1-like. NCBI's taxonomy places the organism in Eukaryota, Metazoa, Chordata, Actinopteri, Salmoniformes, Salmonidae. The coding region runs from base 1 to 1950 and encodes 649 amino acids. The record is from RefSeq and is a predicted model, not a curated record. The transcript is spliced from 2 exons.